This is a messenger RNA of Fukomys damarensis (Damara mole-rat), 3312 nucleotides long. RefSeq names its product checkpoint kinase 1 (gene Chek1). The record is from RefSeq and is a predicted model, not a curated record. Gene Ontology annotation, biological process: mitotic G2 DNA damage checkpoint signaling; protein phosphorylation. The transcript has 13 exons. Gene Ontology annotation, molecular function: protein serine/threonine kinase activity; ATP binding. Lineage: Eukaryota; Metazoa; Chordata; Mammalia; Rodentia; Bathyergidae. The coding region runs from base 1329 to 2759 and encodes 476 amino acids. Gene Ontology annotation, cellular component: site of double-strand break; cytoplasm; nucleus.
CACCAUGCCCAGCACAUACUCUAUUCUUAGAGUUUACUUUUUAAAAAAUUAUCUUUUACUAUUAUUUUAGAUAAGUUUCAGAGGGAAAAGAAGCUAUUCAUUCUCAUGUGUACUGUAACUGGUAAUGUGUCUGAAUCUGUAUACCUUAUUGUUUUCAGGCUAAAAAGGUAGUUCCAUCUAGGCAUUUAGGAACUGUGAAACUCUUUUCUUUGUAUUCUUUUAUUUUCAGCAGAGGAAAUGCGAUGAUUUAGAAAGGUUGCUUUAUAAUGAGUCUUAAAAUGGAUGCCAUGAUUCAAAUUUUGUUCUAACACUUUGCAUCUUUAAAGUAGGUUUGUGCUUUUUUGGGGAGUAUGUGUUUUAGAUGUAUUUUGCUCAGUGACUGUUAUCGCUAGUUUUAUGUUGAGUGUAGCCCGUUUUUGAGUAAAGGGAAUUUAAUGUUCAUCUUGGUAUACCUUGAGUUCUUGGUUUUUUUACCGUUGGGGAAUACCUACUUCAGUUUUCCAGACUGUGUUCUCAAGUCCCUUUGUUGAGAAAUUACUUUUCUUGAUUACUGUAUUUACUUUGCGUUGUUUCAUACAUUAAGAAUUCCUAAUUCCUUAAUUCCUAAUACAUUAAGAAUGAGGAAGCUCGCAGUAUCUACACAGAUAAGUCUUCCUUCAAAAAAGGAUAAACUACUUUUUUGGAGCCUGCACCGACAAGGCAAAAUCGGUAACCCUGCCCCCACCCCAUUUAUUUAUUUAUUCAUUUAUUUUUACUUUUUCGCUCCCACCACAAAUCAUUCUUCUCAGAACAACGCCCAACAGCUGUGGCCAACUUUGCGCUAAGAUACUGUGGGUGCCUCCCGCGGUACCGCCUGAGCUUGACCCUCAGUCCUGCUGGCAGCUGCUCAGCCGUCCUGGCCGUCAGUUUACUCGGCAUCCGCGCAGUGUUUCCGGGACCAGGGCGGCGGGAGCGCAGCCCACUGUUGUGCGCAGUCUCCGGGAGAGGCCUCGGUGCCGCCCAGCCAAGAUCCACACUGGAGCCACACUGUUCAUUUCGCGCCAGUGCAGCCCACUGUGUUUAAAUCUCUCCAGCCAGGGUCUGCCCCCGACCUCCUAAGUACCGGGUCUGUCCGGGUGAACUCAAGGCAGGAGAGAAAGACUCCGAAAGCUGGUCUUUGAGAGCUGCCCCUCCGAAAGAGAGGGACGCGGGAACGCGCGCAGCCCUGCUUUACGGCAAACGCGCGCAUUUGCGAUAGCGCGACGCAGUCAAAUUUGGCGGGAAAAGCGCUGCAUUUGGAUUCCUGUGGUGGCAGCCAAAGGACACCCUGCCGGGUGCUUGGUGGAAUCAUGGCAGUACCUUUUGUGGAAGACUGGGACUUGGUGCAAACGCUGGGAGAAGGUGCCUAUGGAGAAGUUCAACUUGCAGUGAAUAGAAUAACUGAAGAAGCAGUUGCAGUGAAGAUUGUAGACAUGAAGCGUGCAAUAGAUUGUCCAGAAAAUAUUAAGAAAGAGAUCUGUAUCAAUAAAAUGUUAAAUCAUGAGAAUGUGGUGAAAUUCUAUGGUCACAGGAGAGAAGGCAAUAUCCAGUAUCUAUUUCUGGAGUACUGUAGUGGAGGAGAGCUUUUUGAUAGAAUAGAGCCAGACAUAGGCAUGCCUGAACAAGAUGCUCAGAGGUUCUUCCAUCAACUCAUGGCAGGGGUGGUUUAUCUGCAUGGUAUUGGAAUAACUCACAGAGACAUUAAGCCAGAAAAUCUCCUUUUGGAUGAAAGGGAUAAUCUAAAAAUCUCUGACUUUGGCUUGGCCACAGUGUUUCGGCAUAAUGAUCGUGAGCGUUUAUUGAACAAGAUGUGUGGUACUUUACCUUAUGUUGCUCCAGAACUUCUAAAGAGAAAGGAAUUUCACGCAGAACCAGUUGAUGUUUGGUCCUGUGGAAUAGUGCUUACUGCCAUGUUGGCUGGAGAAUUGCCAUGGGACCAGCCCAGUGAUAGUUGUCAGGAAUAUUCUGAUUGGAAAGAAAAAAAGACAUACCUCAACCCUUGGAAAAAAAUUGAUUCUGCUCCUCUAGCUCUGCUGCAUAAAAUCCUAGUUGAGAAUCCAUCAGUAAGGAUUACCAUUCCAGACAUCAAAAAAGAUAGAUGGUACAACAAACCACUUAAGAAAGGAGCAAAGAGGCCCCGGGUCACUUCAGGUGGUGUGUCAGAGUCUCCUGGUGGAUUCUCUAAGCACAUUCACUCUAAUUUGGACUUCUCUCCAAUAAACAGCGCUUCUAGUGAAGAAAAUGUGAAGUACUCCAGUUCCCAGCCAGAACCACGGACAGGUCUUUCCUUAUGGGACUCCAGUCCCUCAUAUAUCGAUAAACUGGUACAAGGGAUCAGUUUUUCCCAACCUGCAUGCCCUGAUCAUAUGCUUCUGAACAGCCAGUUAGUUGGCACCCCAGGAUCCUCACAGAACCCCUGGCAGCGCUUGGUCAAAAGAAUGACACGAUUCUUUACCAAAUUGGAUGCAGACAAAUCUUAUCAGUACCUGAAAGAGACAUGUGAGAAGUUGGGCUAUCAGUGGAAAAAGAGCUGUAUGAAUCAGGUUACUCUGUCAACAACUGACAGGAGAAACAAUAAACUGAUUUUCAAAGUGAAUUUGGUAGAAAUGGAUGAGAAAAUAUUGGUUGACUUCCGUCUUUCUAAGGGUGAUGGAUUGGAGUUCAAGAGACACUUUCUGAAGAUUAAAGGGAAGCUGAGUGAUGUUGUAAGCAGCCAGAAGGUUUGGCUUCCUGCCACAUGAUUAGUCCCAUGGCCCUUUGGAUUCUUGGUGAAUAUGGUGCUGCUAUGUUGACAUUAUUCUUCCUAGAGAAGAUUAUCCUAUUCUGCAAACUGCAAACAAUAGUUGCUGAAGAAUCCUCUUCUCCUUUAUCCAGAUAUCUUCCAAUUCUUUGUAUGUUUUGCAUACAAAUAAUACCUGUAUCUUAAUUGUAAGUAAUACUUUGGGGAAGGGAUAUUUUAUCAUCUGUGUAUUGUGUCUGAAUUUGAAAUCCAUCUUAUAGAAACUAAGGUUAGGGUAGAUGUGUUUAUCAGCUUUUAUACCAACAUAAUAACCCAUUCUUACCAGAACGUGUUUCAUCUAGAAAGUAUGUAUUUCAUCGACAUUGAUUUAAUUAUAAAGAUGGGUUAGCAAAGGCUUAGUCCUUCUGACUUUUGGAAAGCAGAUUUAUCAGUCUGUGAAGCAAGGCCAUCCUCAAAAAAUGAAUCUCCAAAAGUUGUACUUAUGUUUCCAAAAGGGUCUGACCAGUUACAUAAACCUGCUGUUGAAUUAUAAUAAUUAAUUAAAAUUGCAAGUA